AUGAUUGCAUGUUGGUUGGUUGUAAGCAAGUUUGACACUUUGCCUUGCAGACCUCUUCAGAUCCGCUCAUUCGGCAAACUUAGGGGAACCAAGAGAGGACUGAAGCUCAGCAUUGUUCGAAGCCUCCAGUGUCCAUACUUGCAUACUCAAACAAACUGGAUCAUGGUAAGGCCAUCCGCGUCGGAGGAGAAUCGAAACAUCGCUCUGAGCUUCGCCAAGAUGAUCACGACGCCGACUGAAGACAUGACAGAGAAGAGCGUGGUCCUGCGAUCAGGGAGCUGGUCGAUCUACAGCGCGCUGUCGGAAUGCUGCCCAUGGACCAUUCGCAAUCACGACCCCGUCACGGGGCGGUGUGGGUUAACGGAGAUCGAGUUCAACAAGACUCUGGAGAAGAAUGGCUUCAAGAAGAUCAGAGACAGGAGCUCUAGCUUCAAGUGGUUGGAGCAGAUCGAGGAGGUGGACAUGAAGAACGCCAGGUACUUCUUUGCCGGAAGACGGUGGAAGAAUCCAGACAUUCACUCGGAGUACCUGGAGCUGAAGGAAGGAUGGGAGUCGAUCCGAGCGUCCUGCCCUUACGCACACCUUCCUCUGGGGGGGAGGUGCUCCUUUCAGAACCUAGUGUCCGUUUGUCGCAAGUUUCACAACGGCUGGAACUGCAUCAUCCGCUGCGUUCAGCGACCGUUGAAGAGGAAAAUUCCUGGUCUCCUAUCAAGCUGCGGCGAGCAGGGGAAGAGAGCGCGGAAGGGAUGUGGAGGCAGGCAGGGCAGGAAGGCAAGCUGUGGGAGCUUGUUCUUGCAGGACCCGCCAUGUUUGCGAGCGCUGGAGCAGGGGGAGUCAAGCUCUACAGACUUGGGGGGAAGGAGCCAGGCAUUGAAGGUCGAAUCCUGCUUCGCUCUUGCAGACAGCUUCGUUGUCCACGAGGUGAGGAGAGAUUGCGAAGUGAAGGCAGGGGUUGACGUCCGGCAGGAGGAGGAGAAGGUGGACUCUUGCCCUGCUCACCGGACGACGAGUCUGGUCACAACGUUGAUGUCGGAGCCUACGAGUAGCUCUCAGAGCUUUCAUGUCGACCAGGAAGAUUGUUUGAGCUUGAUCCGCUGCGAUGCGGACGAGGAUAAGGUGAAUGUCUGCUUUGACAGCAUCCUCCACUCGAGCCUCGCGUCCUACUUCUUGGCGGGACAGCAAGAUGUAGAGAACUUUGUGGAGGAGAUCGGAGAGGACCUGAAGGAGAAGAGGGGAACGAUGAACAUUGCUCUUGCGAGCGACGAGGCGAUGCUGCCGCUAGACUCCACGUCGUUCUUGCAGAGCUGGCUAUGA
Molecule: messenger RNA, 1314 nt
Organism: Guillardia theta CCMP2712
Lineage: Eukaryota; Cryptophyceae; Pyrenomonadales; Geminigeraceae
Exons: 3
Coding region: 1-1314 (437 amino acids)
Source: RefSeq, a predicted model, not a curated record